CUUACUUCGGCUCGUGGCUCUCGACAAGACCCCUUCCUCCCGUCCUCCCUCGCAGCCAUGGUCAUCACACAGACAAAAGACGCAUUCUAUCCACAGACACCCGUUUCGGGGACGAUGCUGGUGGGUGCCAGCUCGACCGACUAUGGAACAACUGUGAAGCACCCGAAGCAGAGGGACGAAGAACAAAGGGCAACCUCAGUCAGUUCUGAGCGCGCAGAUCCUUAUGCUUUCCGCGGAGCGUACAUGACCGAGGAGGAACUGGACAAACUGCGGAGUAGGAAGUCGGGCAAACGGCUCGUCAAGUAUCAACGCAAGCAAAAUGACCUGAUCAAUGCGUUGCUGAAACCAAUGGAAGAGCACACUGAGGAGGCACGAGCAGAAGAGGAGACCUCCCGCCUACCCAUUCAAAUUGCAAUCUGGGCCAGUCUGAUUGGGAAUGCCGUUCUCUGCGCUCUGCAGCUCUACGCCGCUAUCACCUCCGGUUCACUCUCCCUGAUCGCUACGUCGGUCGAUGCGGUCUUCGACUUCGGCAGCAACGUUGUUUUGUACUGGCUGCACAAAAAGGCGGAGUCCAUGGACACCAACAAGUGGCCAGUCGGUGGAUCGCGACUCGAGACAAUCGGCAAUAUCGUAUACGGAUGCCUCAUGAGCUCCGUCAACCUCGUUGUGCUCGUCGAAUCGGUGCAAGAGCUCAUUGAGCACUCUGGCGGCUCGGACUCGUUCCACAUCCCGUCCUUGGUCGCGGUCGGCGCAGCGCUUGGCGUGAAGUUCUUGUUGUUCCUCUACUGCUCUUCUUUCCGUGCACAGUCGAGCCAGGUCCACGUGCUCUGGGAGGAUCACCGAAAUGACAUCUUCAUCAACGGCUUCGGUCUGCUCAUGUCCGCUGGUGGCAGCAGAUGGGCUUGGUGGCUCGAUCCUAUGGGCGCCAUCAUCCUUUCCGUCGGCGUCAUUGGCGCGUGGGGCUACACGAUUUACACGCAGUUCGAGCUGCUCGCGGGCAAAUCCGCGCCGCACGACUUCAUGCAGCUGCUCAUCUACAACGCGAUGACGUUCAGCGACGAGAUCGAGAAGGUGGACACCGUCAGAGCUUACCACAGCGGUCCUAACUGGUUCGUCGAAGUGGACAUUGUUAUGGACGCGAACACGCCACUGUGGAAGGCACACGACAUCAGCCAACAGCUCCAGGAUAAGAUCGAGAUCCUCCCGAACGUCGAGCGCGCGUUCGUGCACGUCGACCACGAGACGACUCACGCUCCCGAGCAUCGCAAGAACGUUUGAGAAGGAUCGGCAUGGAACGGCCAUAGAGUGAUCCUCCACACAUAGACUCGACUCAACUGGACAUUGCUCCGCAUGCGCUGCCUUCUGUGCUGCUCAGACUAUUUAUACGUGAUUUAGUUAGGCAUUGCUGGACGGUCCUAUGUCGUCAUCCGUGGAUCUGGCAUCAGGAUUAAUCUUCGCGAUACUGCCCAUCCUUGCGCUUUCGCAAGGUGUUCUGUGGUUCGUCUUGUACUCAUAUAAAAUGUUAUCAGGAAACACAUUGAUCCGGUGGUAACACCACACAAUGAACCGUAUCUAGUUGCGCUCGAUGCCUGCGGCCCUUGACAACACUCAGCA
Molecule: messenger RNA, 1614 nt
Organism: Fomitopsis serialis
Lineage: Eukaryota; Fungi; Basidiomycota; Agaricomycetes; Polyporales; Fomitopsidaceae
Product: CDF-like metal transporter
Exons: 14
Coding region: 58-1278 (406 amino acids)
Biological process (GO): monoatomic cation transport; transmembrane transport
Cellular component (GO): membrane
Molecular function (GO): monoatomic cation transmembrane transporter activity
Source: RefSeq, a predicted model, not a curated record